AUGAAUAAAAUUACUACUCAAAUUAUGGAAAAUUUAGCUGUUAAAGCUGAUAAUAAAUUUUGUUUUGAUUGUGGUAAAGGAGGUGCAACUUUUGUUGUUUCAAAUUUCAAUAUUUUCGUUUGUCCAACUUGUUCAGGAAUUCAUAUGGAAUUUGGUCAUAGAGUCAAAUCUGUCUCAUUAGCUAUUUUUUCAAUGGCUGAAGUUGAUGCUAUUAAAAAAUCUGGUAAUAGUGAAGCAAAGAAAAAAUGGCUUAUUAAUCGAAAUCCUUCUUUACCACUCCCUAAACCAAAUGAUAUUGAAAAUAUCAGAAUCUUUAUUAAAGCUUGUUUCAUCGAAAAACAAUGGACAACAGAAAAUAUACAAAACACACAUCAACAAACAACUCCUACCUCUCCACAUUUUCAACCCCCUUCUCCAAAACAAAGUAAAUCACCUCUCUCUCCACCUAAAUCAACUAUUAAAACUAGAUUAAGUAUUAAUUCACAUCAAACAAAUUUUUUUAAUUUAUUGGAUUCUAAUGUACAACCACAUUCUACAGUAUCAGAAACUGUCCCUACUUUUGACUUUGUUCAAACUUCUUCUACUUCUUCUACUCAACCAAUUUCACAAUCCCCUUCUAUUCAACCACAACCUAUUAUAAAGAAUAAAUAUGAUAUUUUAGCACAAAUUCAACUAGAACAACAACAACAACCAUCUUCAAUAACUACUAACUCUGUUUUUGAUUUUGUUGAUUCAAAACAAGUUUCUCCUCAGUCUUGUAUUCAACUCACUAAUCCUCCUCCUCCUCCUCAAAAACCAUCUCAACAAUUCCAAACAACAUUUGAUUUCAAUCAAUCUUCUUCUCAACCAGUUGUGUCUCAAUCAACAAACAAACAUGAACAAGUAUUUGACUUUGGUCAAACAACAUUUGAUUUUACUACAAACAAUCAUCCAAAGGUUACUCCAACAAAUACAUCGCCAUUCACUUUUGACAAAAACUCAUCUUUCAAUGAAGCAUCAACCCAAUCACAACAACUACCAAUUAAGGUUAUCCCUCCAAAAGUCAGUCCUCAACAUAACUCUAUUAAUAAUGACUCUUCUAAAGAAAUCACCCAGAACCCUUUAAGCAAACCUCAAACACCAGAAACAUUUGACUUUAACUCAAGUAUUCCUAAACCACAACCUGCUUCUGUCAUUAGAUCAAGAACAAACACAUUUAAUUUUGACCAACCAAAACAACCUUCUACAAAUAGUCAAACAUUUGACUUUGGAGAGAAUUCUUUAGAAGAAACGAAAGGCAUACAAGAAACAACCCCAAAAACUAAUGUUUUAACAAACGAACAACCAAAUGAAACAAAUCAAGCACAAAAAGAAGAUAAUAAAAAACAAGAAAAAGAAUCUAGUGUAGAAGUUAAGAAACCAUUAAAUUACAACAACUUGUAUGACAUUCUUGGUGGGAUUAAUGAAGAACCAAAACAAGAGGCUAAAACAGAAAUGGGUGGAGUUAGUCAUCAAGAAGAAACACCAGAAAACAAACAAAACAAAAACAUUAAAAGACAAAGUUCUGAAUUAAUGGAAAUUGAUAGCACAUUUAAUUUUGAUAAUAAAAAGGAAGAAGAGUAUGUCGAUAAUCCAUUUGGUGAAGUUAGUGAUGAUGAAUUAAAAGAAGUCGAUAUUCCUACGAUGAAGUUUGAAUCAAACAAUAAACCAGCAACAAAUAAUCUAUUCUCAUUUGAUUUAGAUGAACCAAAAAAAGAAAAUCAAAACCUUUUUAAUUUCGAAGAGUCUGCAGAAGGACCAACCAAAGAAGUUGAUGACUCAUUUGUUACAAAUGAAAAUGAACCAUCUGUAGAUAAUCCAUUUGAGUCGAACAAUACACAACCAAAUAAAGUGCCAAAUCUCCCAGAAGUUGAUAAUCCUUUUAAAUGUAUUGAAGAAAAACAAAACAGUCAAAGCCCAGUUGUAGUAGAUAAUCCUUUUGAUUUUACUGAUUCAUCUAACCAACUUAACCAACAAGACCAAAUAGUGGAUAACCCUUUUAACUUCUCAGGCAGUGAAAAUGCAAAAGAAGAAAAAGAAGUCGACAACCCAUUUGGGAACUUCGAAGAGUCUAAAAGCGAAACAUUACCAGAAAUUGAUAAUCCUUUUGAAUCUUCAUCAAACGCAAAUACUUUGUUCCAAUUCUAA
Molecule: messenger RNA, 2166 nt
Organism: Entamoeba dispar SAW760
Lineage: Eukaryota; Evosea; Mastigamoebida; Endamoebidae
Exons: 2
Coding region: 1-2166 (721 amino acids)
Molecular function (GO): GTPase activator activity
Source: RefSeq, a predicted model, not a curated record